Cryptotermes secundus is the source of this 2854-nucleotide messenger RNA. RefSeq names its product asparagine synthetase domain-containing protein 1. Gene Ontology annotation, molecular function: asparagine synthase (glutamine-hydrolyzing) activity. Lineage: Eukaryota; Metazoa; Arthropoda; Insecta; Blattodea; Kalotermitidae. The record is from RefSeq and is a predicted model, not a curated record. The transcript is spliced from 6 exons. The coding region runs from base 397 to 2502 and encodes 701 amino acids.
ACACUGCACUGAAGCCAUCUAUAGCAGCUGAUCUACUGGUUUGUUUCAAGGAACGCAAGCAACAUAAUAGAGAUCGCAUGUCUGUGGUACAAGCAGCAAGCCGUAAGGGUGAGGUGGUAAAGUUCGGUAAAGCGUAUUUGCAGGUAGUGAUUGUUGUGAUCAGUGUUGUCUAGUGAAGUGAGCUUAGUACAGCGAUGUUUUGAGAAAUACAAUUGGCAUACGUAUUUCAUGAAGAUCAGCAUUUACAAUUGCAGUGCCCUCCUGGGAAGUGACGUGUAGGUAAUUGCUACGAAAGGAACGAUAAAUGUAAUAUAAUGUAAUGUGAAGCAUUAUAAUACAAUAAAAUAAGUGCCAGAAACACGAAGCGUAUUUUGAGGUUAUUGCAGUUGUUAUACAAUGUGUGGUAUAUAUUGUUGUCUGAAGUGUAAUGCAGACAAUAGAAGUUCUCGUGAAGACAUAGUCUUGCCCAAAUUAAGGGAUUAUUUGAAACACAGGGGUCCAGAUUGUUUUUCAGAAUAUGCAAUUGAUGUUGGAUGUAAGUGGUCAGUCAGUUUUGCAGGCAGUGUCCUUUGGAUGCAAGGAUUUCAACUAACCAUGCAGCCCCUAAUAGACGAUGAAUACAAUUAUCUUUUGUGGAAUGGAGAUGUUUUUAAUGGAUCAAUGGUAAACCAGGAAACCUUAUCAGACACUGUAAAGAUAAGUCAGCUUUUCUCCAAAGGGAAUGGAACAGAAAUUCCAGUGAUUCUAUCAAGCAUUCAAGGACCAUAUGCUUUUAUUUAUCUGGAUGUAAAGAGGCAACAUUUGUACUUUGGCCGAGAUAGGCUUGGAAGGCACAGUUUGCUGUGGAGCAGUAAUAGUGAAGAGGGAUUUGUUCUGACAUCCGUAGGCAAAAGAAAUGUGCUGGAUUUCAAGGAGGUACCAACAGUUGGCAUCUUUAUGGUUGAUAUGAAUUCUUCAGAUCUAGGACACAUCAUUCUUUACCCAUGGUCAGACAUUUCUGCGGAAACACUUUUAAACAUUGAUCAAGAAUGUGUGUUAAAAGUUGAAGUUUCAUCACAAUCUGUACAGUCUCCAAUAAUAUUAGACAGAAACAACAGAGAAAAGCCAUUUGAUUCUAAACACCCACUGAAUCAGCAUGAUACUGAAGGUGUUAUAGGCGUUCACCAGAUUAGAGACUUUAUGGAAAAAUUACAGUCAGAUUCAGAUAUUAAAAAAUCUGUUAAAAAACUGAUUUAUCUUUUAAGAAAUGCUGUACGGGUGAGAGUUCAGACACAUCCAGGAAUUUGUAAGGAAUGUUUAGAGUGCACUAAACACAUGAAUGUUAAGACUCGUGCACAUAAGCUAACUUCUGAAUGCUCGGACACAAAAUACCAGCAGGAAUUUCUCCAUUGUUUCAAGGACGACCCUUAUGAAGCACAACCAUCAGAAACCUCUUUGACAGACAUUGAACCCAGAAGCAGUCAUGCCAAAGCUUGCAUGUGUUCAGAGAAAGAAUUAAUAAUGUCCCAUGGCCACAGUACAUGUUUAAAACACACAGAUGUAGAAGAGUGCUUACAGUCAGAACCAACAACAUACAGCAAAGAAAUGUGGACCACCAAAAAUCCAAAAUUGUGUCAUCAUUCAAAAGUUGGCAUCUUAUUUUCUGGUGGUUUGGAUUCAACAAUACUAGCAGCACUUGCUCACGAAUUUAUUCCACUUGGUGAGCCAAUAGACUUGUUAAAUGUUGCAUUUGAAAGAGAACGGAAGGAAGGAAAUCAGAACAGGAAAGCAGCGAGGGAAAAGAAACACGUUCGUUCUUCAGAAGAAAAAGAGGUUACAUAUUUAGUUCCAGAUCGAAUUACAGGGAAGAAUGCAUUAGAUGACUUAAAAAGACUGUAUCCAAACAGGCAGUGGAAUUUUGUGCAGAUAGAUGUUACUCAAGAAGAAUUGAGCAUAGAACGUGACAGAGUCAUCUCAGAUCUAAUAUAUCCACUAAACACAGUACUUGAUGAAAGUUUGGGUUGUGCACUCUGGUUUGCAAGUCGUUGUGAAGGUCACCUUGUGCAACAGAGUGGUCCAGAUACACGUUACAGCUCUCCAGCAAGGGUACUUCUCCUUGGAAUGGGAGCUGAUGAAUUGUUUGGAGGAUAUAAAAGGCACAGGACAGCUUUUAACCUUGGAGGAUGGAGUGGUUUGAGGAAGGAACUUGAGCUGGACCUUGCUAGGAUAUCUACCAGGAAUCUAGGACGCGAUAAUCGAAUUGUCUCAGAUCAUGGUUGCCAGGGCAGGCUGCCUUACCUAGAUGAAUCUGUUGUUUCAUACAUCAGUUCCUUGCAGCCCUGGGAGAGGUGCUACCCAAAGCCAGCUUUUCCACCAGGAGUGGGAGAUAAACUGCUUCUAAGAUUAGCUGCAUGGAAACUUGGUCUUCAAUAUGCUGCAGUGCUACCAAAACGAGCAUUCCAGUUUGGAUCUCGAAUUGCCAAUAGCAAAGAGAAAGCAAGUGAUGUAUCCAGUAGAUUAUAGUUUUAUUAUGUAGAAGGUGUAUCUUCACAUAAUUUAAAAAGUUCCCCUUCCUAUGACAUUAAAGAAAUCUAUACCUUAAUGCAGUGGAUCAGUAGACUUGAACACUGAAGCAAGGAAAAUCUUAAGUGAAUGAAAUUUAACCUCUUACUGAUUUGCACCACUGAAGUUAAGUGUUGAGUGAGGAGAUAUUUAAAUUGAAGAACGUGAAGUUGGGAUUCCAUUAUAGUGGUAUUGUUUGAAUUUUACAGGAAUUUUCUUCUCCAUUGAAAAAGGUUAUUUAAAAGUUUUUAAUUAUCUUCAUUUAUAUCCAUGAUUUAUUUAUACCGUCCUGCAGUGCACACACUCAUCUAUC